GUGACAGCCACAGAUGCUGACAGUGGCACGUUCGGUUCCCUUUCCUACUCCAUUGGCUCUGGCAUCGGCAGUGUUGUCCCCACACAGUUCAGCAUUGAUAAGCACUCAGGGCAACUGUGCACAGAGCAGCCCCUGGACCGCGACGAGGGCACAUCUGCCUACGACUUCACCAUCACUGCUGUGGACGGGGGCGGCCUGAACUCCAUGGUGUACGUGAAGGUGUUCCUGGAGGACACGAAUGACAACCGGCCAGUGUUUUACCCACUGGAGUACGCUGCCAGCAUCAGCACACAGAGCAUGCCAGGGACGGCAGUGCUGCGUGUCACUGCCCACGACAAGGAUGAGGGGCUGAACGGGAGAGUGACCUAUCGCAUUGUCCUGGGCAACUCACCUCCGCUCUUCUCCCUCAACAAGGACACAGGAGUCAUCUCCCUGUCAUGGUCCCUGAGCGGCAAAGCCAACACCCUGGUGCAGCUGGUGAUCUCUGCACAGGAUGGGGGUGGCCUGCAGGCACAGCCGAACGCUCGGGUGAACAUCAGCAUCGUGGAGGGCACGGUCUCACCCCCUGUCUUUGAGCAGGCUCAGUACCUCUUCACCGUGCCUGAGGACAUGCCACAGGGCACCAGUGUGGGAGCUGUCUGGGCCCAGAACCCGCCAGGUCAUGCUGAUGACAUCUUCUAUUCCAUCUCCUCGGGGGAUCCUCAUGGCUACUUCUCCAUUGACUCAGCCUCGGGGCAGCUCCACACCAGCCUGCCUCUGGAUCACGAGUCCCAGGCAGUCCUCAUCCUGGAUGUCCAGGCCCGGAGCGGUCCACCCCCUGCCUACAGCAACACACGUGUGAAGAUCUCUGUGUCAGACGUGAAUGACAAUGUGCCAGCAUUCCCAACCCCCUCCGACUCCAUCCUGCUGCCAGAGGCCACUCAACCUGGGACUACAGUCUACACAGUGCAGGCUGAGGACCGUGACAGUGGCUCCAACAGCCAAGUGACCUUCGAGCUGGUGUCAGGGGGUGAGGGCACCUUCGGCGUGGAGCGCACCUCGGGGGCGGUGCGGCUGCUUGGGGCCCUGCAGUAUGAGGCCAGCGCAGCCUACAGCCUGGCCAUUGUGGCCCGGGACGGCGGUGUCCCCCAGCUCAGCUCCACCUUCACACUGCUGGUGCACGUGCAAGCCGAGGACGACAACGGGCCCAUCUUUGACACUCUCACCUACCGUGUGGAGGUGCAGGAGGGUGUCCCUGUCUCCACACGCUUCCUGCAGGUGAGGGCCCUGGCGCACGAUGCGGAAUCCACGGCCCUCACCUACCACCUGCGUGCGGACGGGGACGCUGCCAGCUUUGGCAUCAUGCCUGAGAGUGGCUGGCUGUACGUCAAGAGUGCCCUGGACCGGGAGACACGCGACCUGUAUGUGCUGACGGUGCUGGCCUCGGCAGGAGGUGGUGGGGCAGGGGGGGACGCACGGAAAACUGGCACCAGCACCGUGCGGAUCAGCAUCACUGACGAGAAUGACAACAGCCCCCGACUGAGCGAGGAGCGGUACUUCUUCACUGUGCCUGAGAAUCAGGCUCCGGGCAGCAGCGUAGGUAGGGUGACGGCCAGCGACCGGGACACGGGGCAGAACAGCCGGCUCACCUACCGCCUGCUCCAGCAUGAUCCCAGCUUCCUUAUCCACACACAGACAGGUGAGACACUCACGACUUCCCAGGUGGAGCUGACUGGGGAGGUCAGCACCAAGCACAGCCUGGACCGGGAGCAUCAGUCCAGCUUCCAGCUCCUGGUGAUUGUGCAGGAUGGCGGAGCACCACCCCGCAGUGCCACUGGAACCAUCUAUGUCACCGUGCUGGAUGAGAACGACAAUGCUCCUGCUUUCCUCCAUGUGGGCAGUGGUCAGGAGCUACCUGUGCAGGUGCUGGAAGAGAAGCCAUCAGGACUCCUGGUCGCCUCCCUGCAGGCCAAGGACCCUGACGAGGGGGAGAAUGGAACCAUCAUCUACUCACUGAUAGGCACCUGGGCAGAGCGUUUCACCCUGCACAUGGCUACUGGAGAGCUGCGGACAGCCGCAGUUCUGCGCCGUGCUGACCGCGCUGAGUACGUCUUCACUGUGACAGCCAGCGAUUGCGGUGUGGUGCCUCACAGCACGUCAGCCAUCGUUCGUGUCCAGGUGCUGCCAUCCUCCCGUGUGCUGCCACGGCCCGACACCACCGUGCUGACCCUGCACCCACUCGAGGGGGUCAAGCCGGGGUCUGUGAUUGGCUCGGUGGCCCCUCUGGAUGCCCCUGCACGAGGACAGUUGACCUACACAGUGGUAGGAGGUGGUGGGGACGGCACCUUUGUGGUUGACAGCACGACAGGGGAGAUUUAUGCUGCCCGGGAGUUGGACUAUGAAGCUGGGGCACGGCACGUGCUCCAGGUGAGCGCUGAGGACACCCAGCAUGGCUACCUCUUCAACCGGCUGGUGCUGGUCCAGAUCCAUGUGCAGGACUGCAACGACCAGGCGCCCACCUUCCCUGAAGACCCCAUCACCAUUGUGGUGCCCGAGAAUGCCCAG
Molecule: messenger RNA, 2544 nt
Organism: Acanthisitta chloris (rifleman)
Lineage: Eukaryota; Metazoa; Chordata; Aves; Passeriformes; Acanthisittidae
Product: protocadherin-16-like
Exons: 8
Biological process (GO): homophilic cell-cell adhesion
Cellular component (GO): plasma membrane
Molecular function (GO): calcium ion binding
Source: RefSeq, a predicted model, not a curated record